This is a messenger RNA of Penicillium angulare, 2466 nucleotides long. Its product is annotated as DUF3435 domain-containing protein. Lineage: Eukaryota; Fungi; Ascomycota; Eurotiomycetes; Eurotiales; Aspergillaceae. The transcript is spliced from 5 exons. The coding region runs from base 1 to 2466 and encodes 821 amino acids. The record is from RefSeq and is a predicted model, not a curated record.
AUGCCUGCCAUGCCUGACUCGCCGUCCCCAGUUCUAGCUGACGACGAGAGCGACUCCAGUUCAGUUCUGCCGGAUGUCUUCUCGAACAACGCCUCCGACUCUGAUUCCUCCACCGCAACUAGCGACCUGGACACCAGCAGCGAAUCCGAAUCCGAGCUUGAGUCUGACGAUGAGUCCGAGGAUGAGCUGGUGCUAGAUGAUGAAGAGGAGCAACUUUCACCAGAACACUAUCUUCGAGAGGCCGAGUCUUUAGAUGUCUCCAAGCUCCGACAGAAACGUUACAGUCCGAAAACUCAAGAGCGAUUGGAUGAGACGCAAGAUUUCUGGGACAGGUUUUGUCGAGGCACAAAACGUGAUCCGGUAGAAUGUCUUUCCUGGCUCUCUGAUACAGAGGAGACGGUCCGCUUCCUUAAGGCCCUCUUCUCCUGGCGCUGUGACCAGCGACGGGGAAAGGAUGGUCGUCACACCGCAGGAGUGAACAAAAAAAGCACACUUAACGCAUUCUGGAAGUGGUGGCAUCUGAUAUACACAGCCGAAGUUGGCCACGGCCUCAGUAAGGAUAUCCAAGUCAAGGUCCGCGAUGUGCUCGCGAUAGUAGCCACGGACAAAAAACUCUCCCUCAAAAAGCGCCCCAAAGCGACCAUGUAUGUCGAGGACGUGGCUGAAUUCGCCCGAGUGAUCCUGUCCACCACAGAAAUGACAUUUCCUUGUGGCUGGUACCGGAUCCAACUCCUCCUAUUCUGCCAGCUAGCGGCUAUUACUGGUAGUCGGCCCGGAGCGUUGCUAAAGCUUCGCUUCCAGGAUCUAAAGUUGACGUUAAUCCGGGAUCCGGACGGAGGACGCCCCCGACUUUUUAUCUACUUGAGGCCAGAAUUCACAAAGUCAUUUCUUGGAGAGAAAGAAUCGAACACAUUCCCGAUCCCGGAAAUUAUCUUCGACCCUACCUUGGUCCUCAGUCCUCAUGUUUUCCUGCUGGGCAUGCUAUUUAGAGUUGGCGCGUUUAAAAGUCUGUCUAAGGACGGCCCGGUGAUGAACUGCCCAGAGAAAUUAUACAGUCUUCGGGUCCUCAGCGGACUUGGACAACAGGAAUUGAAGCUCAAGGAUGAAAUCCUCGAUCGACAUGUUUUCUGUCACGCACUACGAGAACCGGACGGAAUUCGGAUAGCACUGGAAAAGAGUCUUAAUAAAGGAUGGCUAAGCUACCGAAUGAAACGAGGCGGCGAGAUCACAGGCUUUGAAGAAGUCGCGAAGCCGUAUUGCCUUCGAUACGGCGCAGCGAAAGCAUUUAAUGAUAGUCCGGAUGUAUCGAAUGAGUUACAGAACGUUAUGCUGCAGCAUGCAAGUAUUGACACCUUUGUUCGGCACUACAGUGUGGGUAUUCAUGUGGACGCUCAGGCAAUUGUAAGGGGCCUGCCCGCCCAGAAGCAACUCAUGCGGUUUGCCUGCUCAAUGAGUCGGUCCAUUGAUCCUCGUAGACCAUACCGGCUAGAGGAUUCGAGCUGUAUCAAUGACAUUCCUCAUGUGCACUCCUUGGAAGAGAGGAAACAGGCGCGCUCACGGAUCCGAGAUGUCAAGAAGCGUACCUACGAAAAUGCGCAGGCUGCAUUUCAGCGAGAAUUCGGCGAUGAUCCCCCGCAGAAGAGUCCUGCAACCCAGGGUUUCCGAAGAAUUCACAAGCGGUGGAGAACUCAAAAGAAAAACGUGGAGAAAUUGUGCCAGAAAUACAAUCGCGCAGAGGACCUGUUUCAGCACUCAGUGAGGCAGCUGAGAAAUGAGAAGAGAAGGCAAAAGCACCGCUUGAUUCGCGAGAACCUAGAGCGGUACAAAGAGGAGCAGCCAGUGAUAGACAGCGAGCGGCAACUUGCCGGAAAGGUUGUUGAUGAAGAAGUUAUGGGUGCGUUGCAGCGUACAGGCUAUAUGACACCGCAGCAUAUGACGCUUAUCGACAGUGUCUUGACUAUGCCAGGGAAGACAGUCGAGAAAGAAACCGAACGCCGAAUUGCUGCAAUCAAUGCGGUGAUUGCUGUCUGUGAUGCGGAAGAAGGUGCCCCCUCGCCUCCUCCACCGCAGAAACGCCCGGUCGAUGCAGUUGAUGUGCCCGCUGCUGCCCCCGUGCCUAAUAGGCAGAGAUCUACCCUUGCAGAAGAGAGAGACGAUGCUUUUUGUCAAGCCAUCGCCACUGUCUGCGUCAAAAACGAAAAGCAAAGACCAACAAUCUGCUUUAUUUGCCUUGGUAAUGCUGGGCUGCCCGAAAAGGAGCGUCUGAGAAUGUACAAGAACCCUGGUUCUCUCAGUCGGCACUUUGUCAACCGGCAUAUCAAGCCGUUCCCGAAUGAUAUGCACUGCAGGUGUAAUGUUUGCGGAGAAGGACUAGAAUCAAAAAAAUCACUCCUGAACCAUGCAGAAGGAGUGCACGGAACUGUCUCCUGUUUACCUUUACCAGCUCUUGGCCUACCACUAUCAUGA